CUCUGCGGCUUUCCGUUAUUCCAGGAAGUACUUCAUGAGGGCGCUAGUUGUACAGCUCGUUUGCAGCGGCAAGCUCUGACAAAAUACGAGGUUUUUACUGUUUAACGUGGACUAAAAUAAGCGCUGAACAUGUCCGAGGGGACCCGCUUGGAGAAUGCAAACCCUGUGAUUUUUCAGCGGUCGGGGGAGAGAGUACAGACGGCAUCCGAAGAGGAUGAAGACGUCCACGACCCCAUCGACGACAGAGAAAUAUUCGAUCUGAUCAGAUCUAUCAAUGACCCAGAGCAUCCACUGUCACUGGAAGAGCUCAAUGUUGUGGAGCAAGUUCGAGUUAAGGUUAAUGAUGCAGAGAAUACUGUGGGUGUUGAGUUCACACCUACCAUCCCUCACUGCAGCAUGGCAACACUCAUUGGUCUGUCAAUCAAAGUCAAGCUUCUGCGCUCCCUGCCAGACAGGUUCAAAAUUGAUGUUUGUAUCACUCCUGGGACUCAUGCUUCAGAGGAAGCAGUGAACAAACAGCUGGCAGACAAAGAGAGAGUGGCAGCAGCUCUGGAGAAUGCAUCUCUACUGGAGGUGGUCAACCAGUGUCUGUCCACCAGGAGCAUCUGAUCAGCCAGCCAGCUUUACCCUUGUCAGCUUUUAGACUCAGAUUUUUGCAGGAGGACAUGUUUGGUUUCUUUGAAAACUUGCUUUGUAUCUACCAACUAUCUGCACACCCCUACCCCUGGUAUGAGUAGCGUGAUCAGGAUCAUACAGGUUCUGUACAUUGGCAACAUUUACUGAAUAAGAGUACAGAGAAAGCCAAUUCUUAAAUUCCCAAAGAAUAAUAUAAUCUGAGUGUAAGCUCAUAACACAGUCUCGUUUGGACAAAGAAAUUAUUCUUCCACCUGGAAAUUUUAACAGUGUGAAAAUGCAGAGAAACUCUACCUGUUACAUUUGUCAUAUACACUCACCGACCACUUUGUCGGGUAUAUCUGUUCAACUGCUCAUUCAUUUAAUUAUUAAUCAGCCACUCAUAUGUGAAGAACUAAAUGCAUUUCAACAUAUAUACAUGAGAAAGGUCAUCCGCUGAAGUUUCAGUGUAAUUUAAGUGAUUUUGAAUGUGGCAAAGGUGUUGGUGCUAGACUGGCUGGCCUGAGCAUGUUAUAAAAUGUUUAUCUAGUGGGGUUUCCCCACUCUCCAUCCACUUGUGGGGUUUACAGAGAAUGGUCUAAAUAAAAAAGAGAAAAUAUCCA
This is a messenger RNA of Oreochromis aureus, 1235 nucleotides long. RefSeq names its product cytosolic iron-sulfur assembly component 2B (gene ciao2b). The coding region runs from base 130 to 609 and encodes 159 amino acids. NCBI's taxonomy places the organism in Eukaryota, Metazoa, Chordata, Actinopteri, Cichliformes, Cichlidae. Gene Ontology annotation, biological process: iron-sulfur cluster assembly. The transcript has 5 exons. Gene Ontology annotation, cellular component: cytosolic [4Fe-4S] assembly targeting complex. The record is from RefSeq and is a predicted model, not a curated record.